CUCCUUCCUAAUCAAAUAAAAAGUAGUAUAUACUUUAUGUAUUAAUUUUUGUUUCAUUAAUAUUUUUCCCCAAAAUAAAUCCGGGCCAUUGAGAGCUGGAAACCCAAACAGGCACAAAAGGCAGAUAAUAAACCAUUCAGAGGUGUCCAAACCAACGGCUGAUUCUUUUGCAACGUGUCUCGAUACCCAUCCUAUCAUAGGCCCACCAAGAUGUGGACCUACAUCAAAUGACACGUGUCCAAAAGCUGUAUUUCAAGUUCCUAUGCAAAGCCCACCAGAUUCUCUCUCUCUACAGUUCUAAAAUUUCUUAAUCCCUCUUUCAAAUAUUUUCAUUAAACAAAACUUAUUUGAAAAUUUUAUAUUUCAUUUUAUUUAUUUGCAUGAACUCUUAAUCCACUCGGUCUCAAAUCCCCAAACCCCAAAAAGAUAUUUGAAAAAAGAAACUAGAAAACCUUUGUUUUGUCUUCAAAUAUUGAAACUUUCCUUCACUUUCCCACUGAAAAUUUUUCAUCUUUUCCCAGGAAAAAUGAGGUGGGAAAAGGUUCAGUUAUACCCAAAAGAAGAAGGAGGUGUGGGAGAAGCAUGUGCGGGGCCAGGGAAAAGAUGGGGACAUACAUGUAACGCCAUUAAAGGAGGCAGAUUUCUCUAUGUUUUUGGUGGUUAUGGCAAAGAUAAUUGCCAAACCAAUCAAGUUCAUGUCUUUGACACUGCUAGUCUGACAUGGAGCCUACUAGCAACAAAAGGCACACCUCCAAUUCCAAGGGAUAGUCAUAGUUGUACUACUGUUGGUGACAAUCUAUUUGUCUUUGGUGGUACUGAUGGGAUGAAUCCUCUCAAGGAUCUGCAUAUAUUAGACACUGCAACAUGCACAUGGAUUUGUCCAAGUGUAAGAGGUGAAGGGCCAGAGGCACGUGAGGGUCAUAGCGCAGCUCUUGUUGGUAAACGACUCUUCAUAUUUGGUGGCUGCGGAAAGUCUUCUAAUAACAAUGAUGAAAUUUAUUACAAUGACCUCUAUAUUUUAAAUACAGAGACCUUUGUCUGGAAACGUGCUGCAACAUUGGGGAACCCACCAUCUGCUCGUGAUAGCCAUACUUGCUCAUCUUGGAAGAAUAAAAUUAUUGUAAUCGGUGGUGAAGAUGGGCACGAUUACUAUUUGUCUGAUGUCCAUAUCCUGGAUGCAGACACUCUUGCAUGGAAAGAGUUGAAUACCUCAGGCCAGAUGUUGACACCUCGUGCUGGCCACUCUACUGUUGCUUUUGGCAAGAACUUGUUUGUUUUUGGGGGAUUUACAGACGCUCAGAAUCUUUAUGACGAUCUCUACAUGCUUGAUGUUGAUACUGGCAUUUGGACCAAGGUGAUAACUAUGGGUGAUGGCCCUUCUGCUCGAUUUUCUGUUGCUGGGGAUUGUUUAGAUCCCCUGAAGAGCGGUGUUCUUGUGUUUAUUGGUGGCUGCAAUAAGACCCUUGAGGCAUUGGAUGACAUGUACUACUUGCACACAGGACUUAUUUUACGAGAUGAAAGGAAGCUAGAGAAGUUAUCGUUGAGAAAGCAGCUAAAGCUUAAGUGUCAAGAACAAAAUCUUAGCAAUCUUGCACAAGAUAAAGCUCUUGUUAGAAUUGAAGUCAGCAAUGACGUGAACCAACCCAUUCCUUUAUCUAGUUAUGGCCAACCAAGAAGAGAAAAUUUUCCAUUAAACCAAGUCCUGCAUCAAGGAAAGAAGACAUUUCGGGCUAAGGUUACUGAGAGCUUCCCACAUGGAUAUACUAUUGAGACUAUUAUAGAUGGGAAGCCGCUUCGAGGAAUACUUUUUGCAAACACACCUAGCUCUGUACAUGUACACAAUCAUAAUCCCAGCAGAAAAAGGACUUCUGUGGAAGUUGGGGGUACUGUACUAAACGGUGAUUGCGACAGUAAAUCAAGAAGUGUGAGGCAGGAUUCUGGAGAUCAUAAACAAGCUGAUGUCCAUGAGAAGGAUUAUUUAUUGCAUGAUACAGAAGUUCCUGCCCCAAGUUCGAGGGAUCCAGCACAGUCUGAUCUAUCGACCCACAAGCAGGAAUCCGUGAAACAAGAUUUUUCUCAAUCGGCAGCUCAUCUAAACUUAAACGAUGAUAAGGCAAGCAAUACAUUGAACUCUGGCACUGAAGUUCUGAAAGGAAUUGAAGCUGUGAGUGCUGGUUUCUCUGUAAACUUUUCUCCAAAGCAAGAUGAGAGGAGACCAAAAACCUUGGAGCACAACAAUCCCGAGAAACCGAUAUGACCAGUGAACAAUCUUUAACUCCAUUAUUGACUACAAGACAUAACCGAAACGAGCAAGCCAUGUGUACAUUUAUUGCUUUAAGGUGGUUAAUUGAUGCAUGUUAUGUUACUGCUGUAUAAAUACUGGAUCUUCAGCUUAGUUUCUAACAAGUAACGAGCCUCCAAUCCACUUUCACUCUUCAUUUUUGCUGUCUAACGACUAAUAUCUGCCUUGAAA
Messenger RNA from Gossypium arboreum, 2473 nucleotides. RefSeq lists its product as uncharacterized. The record is from RefSeq and is a predicted model, not a curated record. The transcript is spliced from 11 exons. Bases 527 to 2257 code for a protein of 576 amino acids. Lineage: Eukaryota; Viridiplantae; Streptophyta; Magnoliopsida; Malvales; Malvaceae. Gene Ontology annotation, molecular function: protein binding.